UCCGGGGAGAUGUCAGGUGUCACCUCGGACCAGGUCCUGAACCGAACCGGAUCCCGGCCGGAGCGGCAGGAGGCCGGGAUCCUGCAGCCGCAGACCGUGUUCGUCAUCCUGGACUCGGCUGAAACACUCAAUCUGCUCCGAUGAGUCUCAGCAGCUCGAGGACUCGUGUCCUCAGCAGGACUGAACCAGGACUGAACCAGCACUGGAACCAGGACUGAACCAGGACUGGACCAGGACUGGAACCUGGGUUCACAUGUCCAGAUGUUUCUGCUCAAAUCGAUCGAGUGAAAUUAACUACGAGAUAAUUACCGUCCUUUUCUUCUUUGAAUACAUAUUUAAAUUCAAUUAGAUUCAUUUUGAAGAUGAACUUUGGUAGUAAAGCUCAGUCACGUUGAAUAGAAACGAGCAAAUUCAUGUGAAGAUGAUGAAGAUGAUGAAGAUCAGAAUCAGUCACUUCAUGUUUGUAUCUAUUAAAUCUAAUACUUUCAAAAGAAAUGAAAGUGACUUUAUUUAAGAAAAUUGUAAAUCACUUCAAACUCGUUUAGAGUAAAAUUUCGAACACUUUGAUGAGAUAAAGUGAUGAAUGGAGUCUGAGGUAGUUGAUGUUACUGUUUGAACUUUGACCUCUGAUCCUCUUUUCCUCCUGCAAUGAGUCAUUCAAGAUUAACACACACACACACACACACACACACACACACACACACACACAUAAACUGGUCUCUCUGCAAUUUUGAGGACACAACUUACACUGGUAGGUAUUUUCCCAGUGGAAACAGCCAGACGAGACUUGUCUUCAUCAAUGUUGCUCCGCCUACACACCCUGCUCACACACACACACACACACACACAGUGUUGAGUUCAGCCAGUUGCUUUUUUAUCUUGAGUUUCCAGAUGUUUUAGCUGCUUCAUGUUUUACAGUGUUAAGCUGAGUGUACUUACAUUCUCCUUAUUUUCCUCUAAUCCGAGCCAGCUGUCAGACUCAUGACUCAGCAGGUUUUCUCCCGGCAACUUCAUUGUUCAACCUUACAGUCAAAACUCAGGGCAGUUAUCCAGAUGUUGCUGCAUCAUGUGAUCGUGUGGCAGGACGUUAACUGUGACGUGGGUGGAGUCUGGGAUUGUCGCUGACAUCGAGGUAGACAAUUUGUUGCCUUCAGGCUGCGAUGCCUUCUACGAGAUCAAGAGUCAGCCAAUCAGCAUCAGCACAUCAGCAGCAGCUUCCUCCCCUUCCUCAUCAUCAUCGUCCUCACUGACGUCGGUGAUGUCAUCCAGGGUGUUAAUGCGUCAGGACCUGAUGCGUCAGCAAACUCUGGAGGCGGAGUUUAAGGAGGCGCAGCAUCAUCAUCAUCAGUUUCGCUCCUCUGACUCCUCGUUGCCUGUCUCUGUGUCGUCCUCCUGCAAACCUCCUGCUCAGGUUCCUGUGGAGGUGCUGAAGGUGCAGACUCACCUGGAGAACCCGACCCGGUAUCACAUCCAGCAGGCUCAGCGGCAGCAGGUGCGUCAGUAUCUCUGCACCACUCAGACAACCAUCGCCCCCAGGACAGCCAAUCACAGGCCUUCUGAGCUGUCCUCAAGCCACUCCCCCCAGCUGGGCUGUGCCCCCGGACUGCGGCCAGGAGAUGGCGCACAGGAAGUGGAAGAGACCGUCAUUGAUGACAUCAUCAGCCUGGAAUCGAGCCUCAACGACGAAUUUCUGACGCUGAUGGACUCCGGACUACAGCUCGCCAACACGCUGCCUGUCUCUGGGACGAUGCUGGACGUUUACAGCAGCAAUGGAGGGUUGGCCACGCCUGCUAUCAAUGUUAGCAACAGUUGCCCGGCCGAGCUUCACGCCAUCAAGACCGAGCUGAUUGAUGUGGAGACAAAAACUCUGGUCAAAGAGAGACAGAAGAAGGACAACCACAACCUCAUCGAGAGGAGGAGGAGGUUCAACAUCAACGACCGCAUCAAAGAACUCGGAGCGCUGAUCCCCAAAUCCACCGACCUGGAGAUGAGGUGGAACAAAGGAACCAUCCUGAGGGCGUCGGUGGAUUACAUCCGCAAGAUGCAGAAAGAACAGCAGAGGGCGCGAGAGCUGGAGGAGAGACAGAGGAGGCUGGAGAACGCCAACCACUCGCUGCUGCUCCGCAUACAGGAGCUGGAGCUCCAGGCUCGUCUCCAUGGCCUCACCUCCUCCUCUUCCUCGCCUCCCCCCGCCUCCUCCUCUUCUACUCUUCUUUCCCCCACUCUGCCUCACCCCUUCUCCUCCCUGGCGCCUCCCUCCCUGGAUCUGGACGCCCUGAGCUUUGUGGAGCUGGACGAGCCUCGGGGAGCCUCCACUGUCUUCUCUGCCGACCUGAUGGCGGACGUGGGGCUGACGGAGCUCCACAGCCUGGGAGACAUCCUGAUGCAGGAGGGGGGAGGACGGGGAGGGGGGGUGAUGUCUGACCCCCUGCUGUCCUGUGGAGCCUCUAAGAGCAGCAGCAGGAGGAGCAGCUGGAGCAUGGACGAGGACCUCUGAUGACAUCAUCACGUAUGCAGGGAUCUUAUUGGCCAGAGGCGGGACUCAGACCAGAGAUUUUUUAAAUGUUCAUCUUUUAAAAGAAAUAUUAUUCGUCCAAAUGAACAGAAUAUGAAAGUUAUGUCACAGCCCGUCUGCUGCUCCGAGGACACGUUAUGCUAUCAUUAGCUUUGUGCUAAUGUCAUUCAGAAUCUUGUGGCACAGAUUCCUGUAGCCACGCCUCCAUUGGUGACAUCACACAGGUAGCUCCCCUGUUCAGGACUCAGGAGCUCCUGCUGCAGAAUCUGUUCUGGUGUCAGUCAAAGGAAUAUUACACAUAUUUAACAGCAGAGUUCAUUCUGGAGAGAGGCUUUAUCCUCGUUUAUAAUGAUCAACGUACAGAAAUAGUUUUAUAAAAUCAACUUUAUCAACUCAUUUAACAUGAAAUAGAUCAAAAGUCUUGACAUUUAGUAAAGUGAAAGCAGUUGAAUUGACUCCUUGAACCCAGUGAUGUUCCAGAGCAGAGAUCCAACCACAGCUACAAUAGUUACGACAGCUUCAUGAAGAAGGGAUUCAUUUCAUUUUAAUGUUCAUGUCAAUGUCUGUAAUCUCAGUUUUUAUAGAUCAAACUUUUACACUGAAAUAAAUUCAUGACAAUCCUG
This is a messenger RNA of Platichthys flesus (European flounder), 3138 nucleotides long. RefSeq names its product transcription factor binding to IGHM enhancer 3a (gene tfe3a). Gene Ontology annotation, molecular function: DNA-binding transcription factor activity, RNA polymerase II-specific; protein dimerization activity; RNA polymerase II cis-regulatory region sequence-specific DNA binding. NCBI's taxonomy places the organism in Eukaryota, Metazoa, Chordata, Actinopteri, Pleuronectiformes, Pleuronectidae. Gene Ontology annotation, biological process: regulation of transcription by RNA polymerase II. The coding region runs from base 1259 to 2497 and encodes 412 amino acids. Gene Ontology annotation, cellular component: nucleus. The record is from RefSeq and is a predicted model, not a curated record. The transcript is spliced from 12 exons.